Messenger RNA from Poecile atricapillus (Black-capped chickadee), 5692 nucleotides. RefSeq names its product sulfatase 2 (gene SULF2). Gene Ontology annotation, molecular function: glycosaminoglycan binding; calcium ion binding; N-acetylglucosamine-6-sulfatase activity. The record is from RefSeq and is a predicted model, not a curated record. Lineage: Eukaryota; Metazoa; Chordata; Aves; Passeriformes; Paridae. Bases 401 to 3040 code for a protein of 879 amino acids. The transcript is spliced from 21 exons. Gene Ontology annotation, cellular component: cell surface; Golgi apparatus; endoplasmic reticulum.
CGUGGGGCUGGCAGGACUCGACGGACGCUCGGGAUAGAGGAGCUCAAGAAGAGCACAGACUAUGAGGGGCAAUUGAAUUCCCCUUCCUCCGCCCCCCAUGGGCUAUCCCCUUUGCUUAUAAAGGCCCUGGUCACCGGGCGGGAGCUCGGCGUCGGUUCCUUCUCUUUGGAGCGGGGCUGGCUCUGGGACCUUCCCGGUUCCCCGGUGCGGGGCUGCGCCAUCGCCUUCGCCGCGCUGCUGCCGCUGGACUUUGAACAAGCCCGGGGCUGGUGGAACAGGUUUCCUCCCUGCCGCCGCUUGCGUCAAUCCCGGGAGGAGGAUCCUCGAGGAGACCUGCAAAGAAAAAGAAAUAGAAGCCGUUAAGCUACCUUGUUCAGAGACAACAUUAAAUCAGCACAACAUGGCACAGCAUAGUAUUGUCCUUGGAUUAUUCAUGAUGACUGUUUUAUCACUGUUGGAUGGAAGUUCAACUUUCCUGUUAAAUCAGCGUCUGAAGGGAAGAUUUCAAAGAGACCGUAGAAACAUCCGCCCAAACAUCAUCCUUGUUCUUACGGAUGAUCAGGAUGUAGAACUCGGCUCUAUGCAAGUGAUGAAUAAAACAAGACGUAUCAUGGAGCACGGAGGGGCUCAUUUCAUCAAUGCUUUUGUGACAACACCCAUGUGCUGCCCAUCUCGCUCCUCUAUCCUGACGGGGAAGUACGUCCACAACCACAACACUUAUACUAACAAUGAGAACUGUUCUUCUCCAUCCUGGCAGGCUCAGCAUGAAAUACACACCUUUGCAGUGUACCUUAACAAUACAGGGUACAGGACAGCUUUCUUUGGAAAGUACCUUAAUGAAUACAAUGGCUCCUAUGUGCCUCCUGGUUGGAAAGAAUGGGUUGGAUUACUUAAAAAUUCUCGAUUUUACAACUACACGCUCUGUAGAAAUGGAGUGAAGGAGAAGCAUGGAUAUGACUACUCCAGGGAUUAUCUGACUGAUCUGAUUACCAAUGACAGUAUUACCUUCUUUAGAAUAUCAAAGAAGAUGUAUCCUCACAGGCCCGUGCUGAUGGUUAUAAGCCAUGCUGCUCCUCAUGGUCCUGAAGAUUCAGCCCCUCAGUACUCACAACUCUUUCCUAAUGCCUCAGAACACAUUACUCCCAGUUAUAAUUAUGCUCCAAACCCAGACAAGCACUGGAUAAUGAGGUAUACCGGUCCCAUGAAACCUAUACACAUGGAGUUCACUAACAUGCUACAGAGAAAGCGCCUUCAAACACUCAUGUCUGUGGAUGACUCUAUGCAGCUGAUUUACAAUAUGUUGACUGAAACAGGAGAACUGGAAAAUACAUAUAUAAUAUACACAGCAGACCAUGGUUAUCAUAUUGGGCAGUUUGGGCUGGUGAAAGGGAAAUCCAUGCCAUAUGAGUUUGAUAUCAGAGUUCCUUUCUACAUCCGAGGACCAAAUGUGGAUGCUGGAUCCUUGAAUCCUCACAUUGUUUUGAAUAUUGAUCUUGCACCCACAAUUCUAGAUAUUGCUGGAUUGGAUAUUCCGUCUGAUAUGGAUGGUAAAUCCAUUCUAAAGCUGCUGGAUUCUGAGAGACCAGUAAAUAGGUUUCAUUUAAAGAAAAAGAUGAAAGUGUGGAGAGACUCAUUCCUAGUGGAAAGAGGUAAACUGCUGCAUAAAAGGGAGAACGAGAAGGUAGAUGCCCAAGAGGAAAACUUUCUACCCAAAUACCAGCGUGUGAAAGACCUCUGUCAGCGAGCUGAGUAUCAAACAGCUUGUGAACAGCUUGGCCAGAAGUGGCAGUGUGUGGAAGAUGCCAGUGGAAAACUCAAGCUGCACAAGUGCAAGGGUAUGGCAAGCUUGCCAGCUGCAAGCAACGGCAAAGCCGCCUCCAAUAUUUUGCCCAAGUAUUACAACAGGAAUAGCAAAGACUGCAGUUGUGAAGACAAUGAAUACAAGCUGAGCCACGUCAGACAGAGAAAGAAACUCUUCUCCAAGAAAAAAUUCAAACCAAGCUAUGUCCGGAAUCGCUCUAUUCGUUCUGUACCUGAGGUGGAUGGAGCCACCUAUAACCUGGCUUUGGAGGAUGGAUACCAGCCCAUCUUACCAAGGAACAUCACCAAGCAGCACAAGGUGCAGAGGGCUGUUUUCAACGAGGAGGAAGAUAGAGACAUGGGGGAAUAUAGUGGAACAGGUAGCAUUGCAGAGUACACAGCCCCUAAUCUGAUCAAAGUGACCCACAGGUGCUAUAUCCUGGAGAACGAUACCGUUCAGUGUGACACAGAUCUGUACAGGUCACUGCAAGCUUGGAAGGACCAUAAACUUCAUAUUGACCAUGAGAUUGAAACUUUGCAAAAUAAAAUAAAAAACCUGAGGGAGGUCAGAGGACAUCUAAAGAAGAAGCGACCUGAAGAGUGUGAUUGUAACAAGCUAAGUUACCAUUCAAAACACAAGAGCAAACUGAGACACAAAGGAUCCAGUCUUCAUCCUUUCAAGAAAGCCGUACAGGAGAAAGACAGGCUGUGGCUGCUACGAGAGCAGAGACGGAAGAAGAAACUGCGCAAAUUACUUAAGCGAAUUAAAAAUAAUGACACGUGCAGCAUGCCUGGUCUGACCUGCUUUACCCACGACAACCAGCACUGGCAAACUGCUCCCCUGUGGACACUGGGCCCCUUCUGUGCCUGUACCAGUGCCAACAACAACACAUACUGGUGUUUGAGGACAAUCAACGAGACCCAUAACUUCCUGUUCUGUGAAUUUGCUACUGGAUUUUUGGAGUAUUUUGAUCUCAAUACUGAUCCAUAUCAGCUAAUUAAUGCAGUGAACACGCUCGAUAGAGAUGUUCUUAAUCAAAUGCAUGUCCAACUCAUGGAACUCAGAAGUUGCAGAGGGUAUAAGCAAUGCAAUCCAAGAACUAGGAACAUGGAUCUUGGACUUAAAGAUGGAAGCUACGAACAGUACAGGCAGUUUCAGCGUCGAAAAUGGCCAGAUGUGAAGAGACCAUCAUCUGCCAAGUCAUCACUAGGACAACUAUGGGAAGGCUGGGAGGGCUAAUCUCCCCCAGCUGCUGCACCUCCAUGAGGAUACAAACUGGAUGGGACGACUCCAUGUACAGACUAAAUGAAUUGUAACAUUCACCUGAAGGACUGGAUAAGUCUGAGGCUGAAAUAGAAUGUUUGCACUGCUGAGCUGAAUAGAAGCAGUGAAAUUAUAGGAAAUGCUGUCAGAAAUACAGGUCUCUGAAAUCCACUAUUGUACCUGCUUUUUUGCUUUGGAUUAUACCUCACCUGCUUCAUCAGGCAUUUUACUUCAAGAAGACACAACUAAUGCUGAUUCAGGAAUUGACAGAGGAGGAAACCCACCCACAUCCCAAAGAGGACUGCCAUUGCAGUGGCAGUAUUUACACAGACAGCUGAAGGGACCUUAAAACAGUUUCCAGUUCAUGUGUAUCUUUAGUUGUCAUGAGAAAAACUUCAAAGCCAAGUACAACUCCGAAGCAAGAUGUAGAAAACAAGGAUGCUUUUGCAUAUCACUGGGGUAAAGGCAAUGUUGAAAAGAACUUUGAAAAGAUUCAGGAAGUGAAGUCAGCAGCACCAAGUGUUCUCAACACCAUGGCAUUUCUUCAAUUUCCUCUGAGGAUACAUUUUAGCUCCACAUCUAGUUGUCCAUCGUAUUGUCACUAUGAAGAUUAGAGAAAAUCUUGACUACAGGAUGCCAGAUUUUUGGAGGGGUUGUGUAAAUAUUGAUCAGUGUACUGUUUGAAAAUAAAUUCCUUCAGGUUGUGAAGAAAUUUGUUAAUAAAAAAGAGUGUAAUGCCCACACACCAUUUCUCAAAAUGUUAAGGUACUGAAAAAUCUCAGUAAAUGUACAUCUUAAAUUUUGACAAAAUCAGAUGUGUAGGAACAUUUUUUUAUGUGGUAAUAUUAUACUGUAAGUUCAAAACCAAAACAGUUCCUUUGAAAGAGCAGCAUUUGCUUUGCAGUGUAACUUUUACAUUUAUUUUUAAAAAAGGCAGCUCUGAGAGUUCAAUACUUAGAGUCAAUAAUCUAGUUAUACUUCAGCCUGCAAAAAAAUAAAUGUUCUGAAUGACAGUUACUGUUCAAAGCCUUUCAUAGGGGAAAAAAACCUGUAAUUUUACUAAGGAAGCACAGUGUACAGAAUUAUCUUAGUAGUUUCAUAAGAACAUUAUUACGUAUGUUGUAGUACAGGCACUAGUGGUGAGAUUUGUAUUUAUCAUUUCUAUCAUGUUACUUUGCUACCUGUUUUUAAAGGCAAAUGCCUGAGGGUGCUUAUGGGACAGACUCAACCAACUGUGGCCUUCACUCCUAACGAAGAGGUAUUUUUUUUCAAAGUGCAAACCUUACUUGCCCUUGUAGAAAUGCAAUAUAAAAAUAUAGCACGGAAAUUAUUUUGAAACCCCUCCUGCUUUUGCAAUUAGGAAAAUCAAGCAGAAUUAUAUCCAGGCAUAUAGAUCCCUGGUACCACAACCCCAUACUCAAAAGUUGUACUUUAAUUUAGGAAUGAGAAAAAAACCCUCCUCGAAAAGCAGAGGUGAAGUCUUUGUAUAUGCUAAGUAAGAUUGGACUUGAGUAUUUGUAUCACAUGUGAUAAGUCAAAUACGCUACCCAAAACUUUCUUGCAAGCUUUUUUAAAUUAUGGAAGUAAAAUAUGAAUGUCUGUCUUAUUCUAGCCAUGUAUUUUCAUUAUAACUUGUUAAAAUUUCAUGGAUUAUCAGAAAAAUCUACUAGAUUAUGAGAUCUUGGAUUCAUACAAGUAAGUAAAAAAAUACUUAAGUUCCCCAAAAACACCUUUUUUUUUUUGCUUUCCAGGGAAAAGUUUUAGCUGUCUGCCAUUCCCAGUGUGCAUGGAGAAAGAAUAUGAGGUUAGAUUUUUAAAAAAUUUGCACGCCCUUGCGUGUUUAGCCCAUAGUCCCUGGGAAGGUGAGGUUGUGACUAUUAAAAUCCUGUAGGGCUACUGUUACUGCACAUGUUACUCAUCAGUCAGAAGGUUGAAAAGUUAUCUUGUCCCUGUAUAGAAUAUACUGAGCUGUGAGACUUGCAUGUGACACAAGGAGCUGAUAUUUAAUGAAAGGGUCUUCUAGAGCUUGCUAUUUAAGUUGAAAAAGACAUAAAUUAUAGUUGCUGUCAGUGCUAAAUGUGUACCUCCUAAGUGAAAGGUCUCAGCUUUUACAGCCAACUAGGAUAAAAUGUAAAUCAUUCUUCAUACACAGUUUUCAUCAGUAAAAGCAGGGAAUUUUCUCUGAUCUUUACUGGAUAAUCAGCCUUAAAGUAUUAGCUCAUACAGUGUCACCAAGUUCUGAUUUUAAAUAGAAACCUUUAUUUACAUUAAUAUCCAAACACAAAAACCAGAAGGGCAGUAACACCUUACAACCAACCCUUUUAUAAAUCAGUCCCCAUGAUUUUUCUGUUUUGCAAAAUAAAGAUACAGAUAUUACAAGCAAUACUUAUAAAUGUAAUCUAAACUUAGAUGCAAUUCUCAAUACCGUAUGCCUUCUCCUGAGAAUUUUUUAAAAUAUUGCUCUCAGAAUUACAUGGUUUCACACUUGCUGUAUCAUUCUGUCAUUGGGUAGUCUUCACAUAAAUUCUAUAAUAAAAGGUGUGCGAAUUGGUGCAACAUUCAAGUAAGUUUUGUCUUGUGACAGAAAAGUGUUCUGAAUUUCUCACUUUGGAAGCUGUAUUUUAGGCC